UUCAUAAUAUUCGUGGACAUCAAAUAACAGCAGAUACUUUAUUAAGUAUUGAUAUUGAUCAACAAUUAGCAUUUAAUAUUUUUAAUAAUUUACUUAAUUCAGAAAAAAAUAUUUUAUUUGAAAGAAAAUUUAAUCCAAAUUUUAAUAAAAAUAAUUUAAAACUAAUUUCAAUUGAUUAUCAAUUAGAAUAUAAUUUAAUAGAAAAAUAUUUAUAUGAAAAAAAAUUUAUUAAUGAAGAAAAUAUGAAAUUAUUUUAUACAGAAAUGCCAAAUCGUCAAGAUUUUUGGAAAUUAAUGAUUAAAAAUGAAAUAUUUACAAAUUGUAAAGAAAUAUAUUUAAUUUCUAAUAAUGAAAUAGAAAAUGAAAAUUAUAAUGAAUUAAUAUUGAAUAAAUCAAAAGAUAAAUUGAUAAUAUUUUUUGAAAAAAUAAAUUGGAAAAAUAUUG
Didymodactylos carnosus is the source of this 444-nucleotide messenger RNA. NCBI's taxonomy places the organism in Eukaryota, Metazoa, Rotifera, Eurotatoria, Philodinida, Philodinidae. The record is from the annotation of a GenBank genome assembly.